This is a messenger RNA of Brassica oleracea var. oleracea, 1437 nucleotides long. RefSeq names its product cleavage stimulating factor 64. The transcript is spliced from 7 exons. Gene Ontology annotation, biological process: mRNA 3'-end processing. Bases 44 to 1183 code for a protein of 379 amino acids. Lineage: Eukaryota; Viridiplantae; Streptophyta; Magnoliopsida; Brassicales; Brassicaceae. The record is from RefSeq and is a predicted model, not a curated record.
AAACACUCAAAAGUUGUCACGGUUGCGAUUACCGACGGCGACAAUGGCGGGCAAGCAAAUCGGCGGAGACGGCGUUAUACCAGCGAAUCUCGCCGGAAUGACGAAAAGUCAGCUCUACGGUAUCAUGUCUCAAAUGAAGGCGCUGAUCGAUCAAAACCAUGAACAAGCGAGAGAGAUUCUGAUUCAGAACCCUCUUUUAACCAAGGCUCUUUUCCAGGCACAGAUCAUGCUGGGAAUGGUUCAGCCUCCUCAAGUGGUUCCCAAAGUUGAGCCUCAACAGUCUCAUCAAUCUCUCCUGCCAAAGCCAAGCGCUCAAGCUCAUACGUCUUCUCUUCAAGGCGGUAUUGGUUUACAAGAGCCAGCUGCUACAGUGCAGCCACAAGCCCCGAGUAGAAAACACACACUGCAACAACCAAUGCCUAUGCCUCCUCCUCCACCUUCUGUAUCUGCGACCAAUAAUGCUCCAUUGCAGCAGCCUCGUUUCUCGCAUCCCCAGCGUCUGAACCCUGCUGGCACUUCUUUGUCUCGUCUACAGUCUUCUCAAGUUCAAACCGCGCCUCCCCCGGCUCCUCAUCAUCCGACAUCCCAACCACAGUCUUUUCAUCACCUUGAUACACCAGCCUCCUCCACUCAGUUGCAACAACAACAAGCAAUGCACUCGGUUGGGGGCCCUCAACAACAGCCUAGACCAUAUCUUCAUCAGUUUGGACCGUCCCAGACUGGUCCCAACGCUGGGUUUCGGCACCAUGGCGCACCUCCUCAGCAUCAUUCUCAACCCAUGUUUCACUCUGGCAACAGACUCCCAGCUUCUGGUGGACCUCAAUUCCCUCAGGGACAGCCACAUCUCGUUAGCCAGCCACCUUAUCAGGGUGGAGGUCAGUUUCGUGGAGACUACAAUAAUAACCAAUUAGGAGGGCCGACGGGUGCAGACAGAGGUCCUUCUUGGAUGGCUGGCCAAUCAGAUAGCUCAAACAUUACUCAUCUCCCAGGCUUAGGACCGGUGCCUCCACCAAGCCAAGUUGGACCUGGAGGCGGCCCACCACCUCGCCCUGCACCGAUAUCUGCAGAGAUGGAGAAGGCAUUGCUUCAACAGGUGAUGAGCCUGACCCCAGAGCAGAUCAAUUUACUGCCACCAGAACAGAGAAACCAAGUCCUUCAGCUCCAACAGAUUCUCCGACAGUGAAGCUCAUCGCCACAGUCGCUUGGUCUCCGUGUUAUAGCUUAGAAGAGACAGGCUUGGGGUUUGAAUGUAAGGUCCGAGUCAAGUGUAAGAUCAUUUGUAGAAAAGGAAAAGAAGUAGCUAAUAUUUUUUUCUUCAAUGUAUCACUGAAUGCUUUGGUCAAUAGCCCAUGGAGAAAACUAUCUGUUCUUUCACUUUGAUGUAUUAUGUUUGGUAACAACUUUCUUCCGACUUCCAAAGUUUCCAAGUCCUGUUUA